AGGAAAAUAUAUUAAUAAGAGCAACUUCAAUAAAACAGUUUCUGUGUUUAGUCUAUCUUUUUAUCUACGGGUUAAGCCUUCCACUAAGCCCAACCCCUCAAAGUGGGGAUGGACUAGGAAUCCAUUCUGUUACGUUCACUGUUCUAUAUAAGGAGCUUAUUUUCUAUGACAGAAGAAUCUCUCAUUUAUUCAAGAGAGACUUCAACAACAGACCAGACUAUUUUCUGCAUAAACCUUCCAGGUUUUUAACCUUUGGAAAAAUGAAGAUCCUGAUCUUGAUAGUUGUGACCUUAUACCUGGUCAGUGGAACAGCUAAGAGUGAACUACAAUAUGGUGACAUCAUUUCCAGGAGUCGUAACAUCCUCGGAUUUACCUUCAAGCACUAUGGCAUUUAUCUGGAUAAAAAGAGAUUUGAAGGCCAAAAAGCAAAUGACAACAUAUUUCAUUUUACAGGUUUCCGUAGAAAGGCAAUCUUGGGUGGCUGCAUCUUUGAUAAAGUUAAUAUCAAACGUUAUGCGAAGGAUAAUUACCUGGACAAAAUAGAAAGUUACAAAAACAAAGUAUCUACAGCAGAAAUAACAAGGCGAAUUGAAGAGCAGUAUAAAAGCUGCGGGAAACAUCCAAAAAAGAGUAUUUGGGAAGCCUUCUCCAACAACUGUGAACAUCUGGCUAAUUAUAUACGUUACGGAGAGAAAAUUUCAUUGCAGAUUGGCCAGAAAGCAGCAGUUUUGGUAUACAACCCCAAGAAAACCAGGGCGGAAAUAAAUCAAAUAAAGAAACAACUGAAAGUAUCGGAGGUUCCAUGUGAUGCCGCUUGCAAAACACAAGGAACUGAAAUUAUGAAGCAGGAUAGAGAUGAGGAGAACAGCCCCAAGAAAAAUGAGGGCUAAAAAGCCUAAUUUCAACAAUUUUCUGUUGUUCUUCAUGAAGACAUGAGAUAAAAAUUUAAUUUAUUCAGAA
Xiphophorus couchianus (Monterrey platyfish) is the source of this 960-nucleotide messenger RNA. RefSeq names its product lecithin retinol acyltransferase-like. The transcript is spliced from 5 exons. Bases 261 to 890 code for a protein of 209 amino acids. The record is from RefSeq and is a predicted model, not a curated record. Lineage: Eukaryota; Metazoa; Chordata; Actinopteri; Cyprinodontiformes; Poeciliidae.